Messenger RNA from Cygnus atratus (black swan), 2427 nucleotides. It is a transcript of the gene ELFN2, whose product is annotated as extracellular leucine rich repeat and fibronectin type III domain containing 2. Gene Ontology annotation, molecular function: protein binding. The coding region runs from base 1 to 2427 and encodes 808 amino acids. Lineage: Eukaryota; Metazoa; Chordata; Aves; Anseriformes; Anatidae. The record is from RefSeq and is a predicted model, not a curated record. Gene Ontology annotation, cellular component: plasma membrane. The transcript has a single exon.
AUGAGGGCACCACUGCAGACCAUGAUGUGCCUGGGGUUGUGGGCAGCUGCCUUGCUCUGCUUGUUUUCCCCCGGCACUGUGCGAGGUGACUGCUGGCUGAUCGAGGGGGACAAAGGUUAUGUGUGGCUGGCCAUCUGCAGCCAGAACCAGCCCCCAUACGAGACCAUCCCCCAGCACAUCAACAGCACGGUGCAUGACUUGCGUCUGAACGAGAAUAAGCUCAAAGUGGUGCUGUACUCCUCCCUCAACCGCUUCGGCAACCUGACCGACCUGAACCUGACCAAGAACGAGAUCUCCUAUAUUGAGGAUGGGGCUUUCAUGGGCCAGACAAACCUCCAGGUCUUGCAGCUGGGCUACAACAAACUCACAAAUCUGACAGAGGGCAUGUUGAGGGGCAUGGCCCGGCUCCAGUUCCUAUUCGUGCAGCACAACCUGAUAGAGCUGGUCACCCCUACUGCCUUCUCUGAGUGCCCCAGCCUGAUUAGCAUUGACCUGUCGUCGAACCGUCUCAGCCGCCUGGAAGGCAACACUUUCACCAGCUUGAGCAAUCUGAUGGUGUGUGAGCUGGCGGGCAACCCCUUCAACUGUGACUGUAGCCUCUACAGCUUUCUUAACUGGCUGGCUCUCUUCAACAACGUCACCAAGAACUAUGACCGGCUCCAGUGUGAGACGCCGCGGGAGUUUGCCGGGUACCCGCUCCUGGUACCUCGGCCUCACCACAACCGCAAUGCCAUCACCAUCUUCCAGUCCAUGUGCAGAGGUGGCACCAUCCCCUCCCUCUCCAGGGUUAACCCCACCCCUUAUACCCCCGACUCCCAGAGAGACUUGGAUGAGGGCUCAGCCAUCAGCCCUGGGGACUUCCUCUCCGUCAAGCCUCCAGCCUCCUCCACCACUGACUCCUCCUUCAGUCCCAGCAUCAAGCUCCACGAUGUCACCAUCACCUCAGCCAUCCUGAUGGUAACCAUCCCCAUGCCCUACAGUAAGAUGUAUGUGCUGGUCCAAUACAACAACAGCUACGUUUCUGACAUUGCGACACUGAAGAGCAAGAAGGAAUAUGUCACUGUCAACAAGUUGAAGGCCCACACUGAUUACACUUUCUGUGUGGCCUCCAUCCGCAACAACAGGCGCUACAACCACACUUGCCUGACCUUUGCAACCAGGAGCAAAGGCAGGGAGGAUCCCAUUUCCAGUACUUCCACCACCACACACUAUAUCAUGACCACCCUGGGUUGCCUCUUUGGGAUGGUCAUUGUCCUGGGGGUGGUGUACUACUGCCUGCGGAAGCGGAGGAUGCAGGAAGAGAAACAGAAGUCCCUCAAUGUCAAAAAGACCAUCCUGGAAAUGCGUUAUGGGUCAGAUAUUGAUACCAGUACCAUGGUCCAUCCUUCCCAGAAACUGGGUGAGCCACCAGUGAUCCCUGUCUCACGGAUGUCCUCCAUCCCUUCCAUGAUUGGGGAGAAGUUGCCCCCACCAAAGUCAAUGGAGGCUGGUAUGGAGACCCCCAAAGUCACCACUAAAGGCAACUACAUUGAGGUGCGGACUGGUGGUGGGGAUGGUCUGGAACGGACCCAGCGGGAUGAGGACCUGAGGGAGCUUGACAAUGGGCAAGGCUCAGCUGCUGAGAUCUCUACUAUUGCCAAGGAGGUAGACAAGGUCAACCAGAUCAUCAACAACUGUAUUGAUGCCCUCAAGCUGGACACGGCCUCUUUCUUGGGUGGUGGGACUGGCGUAGACUCAGACAUGGCCUUUGAGUGCCAGUCCAUACCUGCCAGUUCCUCGGGUGGGCUAGAGCGACCCAGCUUUCUUUCCCCACCCUACAAGGAAAGUUCCCACCACCCUUUGCAGCGCCAGCUCAGUGCUGAUGCUGCCGUGGCCAGAAAGACCUGCAGCGUCUCCUCCAGUGGCUCCAUCAAGAGCGCCAAGGUCUUCAGCCUGGAUGUGCCUGACCACCCACCACUGAGCAAGUCUGACUCCAAAUACAUUGAGAAGGGCAGCCCACUCAACAGCCCUUUAGAUCGUCUUCCCUUGGUGUCCCCGGGCACCAUCCACCACUUGGAGGUCAAGCCUUCGUACCACUGCAGUGAGCACCGACACUCCUUCCCGGCCCUGUACUACGAGGAAAGUGCUGACACCUUGAGCCAGCGCGUGUCGUUCCUCAAGCCACUCUCCCGCUCCAAGCGAGACUCCACGUAUUCCCAGCUCUCCCCCAGACACUACUUCUCGGGUUACUCCUCCAGCCCUGAGUACUCAUCGGAGAGCACCCACAAGAUCUGGGAGCGAUUCCGGCCUUACAAGAAGCACCACAGGGAGGAGGUUUACAUGGCGGCUGGGCAUGCCCUGCGGAAGAAAGUUCAGUUUGCCAAGGACGAGGAUCUGCAUGACAUCCUGGAUUACUGGAAAGGAGUCUCUGCUCAGCAGAAGCUGUGA